UGACCAAAAAAAAAAGAAGAAGAAGAAAAGUAUCAACGCUUUUUUGCCGAACUUUUGUCUUUUAGUGGUGUUUGAUUUACGUGUUUGUAAAGAUAGCGAAAAUCUAGAUCCUUCGAUUUCUCUCAUAUCUGUUAGAAGUGCACGGUUUCGAUUUCAAAAUGAGUUGCCCCUUGAGCAAAGAUGCCAUUGAAAAGUUAAAACAAUUCAUUGAAGUUUGUAAGUCUAAUCCUGACAUUUUACACCUACCAGAAUUGAAAUUCUUCAAAGACUACAUCGAAUCUUUUGGAAGUACUGUACCGGAGUCUUCGAAAAUGUCCUCUGGUACUAAGACAGAAACCAAGGAGAAAGUUGAAGAACCGGUGGAAGAAAUGAUUGAAUCAGAUCCUGAAUCUGAGCUGGAAUUGGACAUGACAGGUUGUGUAGAACCUGAUAAGCUAGAUGAAAACCAAAAAAUGGGUGACCCUUCUAAGGAAGAGGUAUCGGAAGAAGACUCUGAUAAGGCUGAUGAGAAACGUGUUGAAGCCAUGUCACUAUUGUCUGAGGGUAACAUCGAAAAAGCUAUUGAAAUAUUCACUGAGGCAAUAGAAUUGAAUCCCAAUAGUGCUUUAUUAUUUGCAAAGAGAGGCCAAGCUUAUUUGAAACUUACUAAGCCAAACGCAUGUAUCAGAGACUGUACCAGAGCUCUGGAAAUAAACUGUGAUUCAGCUACUGCAUAUAAAUUCCGAGGCAGGGCCUACAGACUACUGGGAGAAUGGGAACUAGCUGCUAAAGACCUUAGACAAGCUUGCAACAUAGAUUUUGACGAACAGACAGAUGAAUGGUUGAAAGAAGUAACUCCAAAUGCAAAAAAAAUAGAAGAACAUUUGUUGAAAAAAGAAAGAAGAAGGAAAGAGAAAGAAGAAUUUGAAAAAAUGGAGAGAAUAAGAAAAGCAAGAGAGGCUCAUUCCAAGGCUUCUACUGAGGAGAAAGUGGAUGAUUUGCCUUCAGCUGAAGGAGGAUCAGGUGGAAUGCCAGGAAUGGGUGAUUUCUACAAAUUACUAGAAGAUCCUGAAAUCUUGGCAGCAUUCCAGGAUCCAGAAGUGUCUGCAGCUUUUCAAGAUAUUUCAAUGAAUCCUGCCAACUUUGUCAAGUAUCAGUCAAAUCCAAAAGUGAUGGAUUUGGUUGCGAAACUGUCUGGAAAAUUUUCUGGAUCUGGGAUGAACUUUCCAAGUUUCGGAGGUGCCGGAGCUGCUCCUGGCGCAGGAUUUCCGGGAUUUUCAGGAUUCCCAGGGGGUUUUCCCGGUGCCGGAAUGGGCGGAAAUGCUCCACCCCAGCCUAAACCAUCUGACGAUGAUAAUUUAGAUUAGAUUUUCAUAUUUUGUAUUAUUUCUACUGUGGUUCUAGAAAAGAUUUUUUGUUACAAUUACUUUGUAAUGUUGCUGCUUCACUUGAAAAUUCGUUUUCUAUGAAAUUUUUUAAUAGUGGACUGAAAUAUUUUCUAUAUAACUUGAAUCUCUGGUUAAUGUUUAGGAAAUUCCUUUGACAGGACUGGUGUUGUUUUCAAGAACCACAACAUAUUACUUAUGUUUUUAGAAAUGGUACAAGUAUUUUUAAGGCUGAUUUCAUAUAGUGUUUUCAAUUCAAUUUCUGAUGGAAUUUAAUAUCGUUAUUAAAAAUUUUUGGUGACA
Messenger RNA from Leptinotarsa decemlineata (Colorado potato beetle), 1667 nucleotides. RefSeq names its product putative protein FAM10A4. NCBI's taxonomy places the organism in Eukaryota, Metazoa, Arthropoda, Insecta, Coleoptera, Chrysomelidae. The record is from RefSeq and is a predicted model, not a curated record. Gene Ontology annotation, molecular function: Hsp70 protein binding; protein dimerization activity.